UGUGAUUUGUGAAAUACAGCAAUGGGUCGAGGACGCUUACUGUAGAGCAUUACUAUAAGCAAUUCUACUGUCAGCUGACAGCUUCGGAGCAUUGGUGUGAACUCUUUUCAACCCAGGGAAAACAUUCGCAGCUGGCCAUCACUAACGAGUAAAUUCGAACACUCUGACCAAGGCCCCAGGAGUCGGUGAGUGUUCCGAGUUUGGCCUUCUGCACUGCGCUCUCUGUCCAAGGCAGGGGAAAUGUCGAGCACAGCCAUGAAGAAAAAGGUGCUGCUGAUGGGGAAGAGUGGGUCAGGGAAGACCAGCAUGAGAUCAAUCAUCUUUGCGAACUACAUCGCUAGGGAUACACGAAGGCUUGGAGCCACGAUCGAUGUUGAACACUCCCAUGUGCGUUUCCUGGGAAACCUGGUGUUGAACCUAUGGGACUGUGGCGGGCAGGACACGUUCAUGGAGAACUACUUCACCAGCCAGCGGGACAAUAUUUUCCGCAACGUGGAGGUGCUGAUCUACGUGUUUGACGUGGAGAGCCGCGAGCUGGAGAAGGACAUGCACUACUACCAGUCCUGUCUGGAGGCCAUCCUGCAGAAUUCGCCCGACGCCAAGGUCUUCUGCCUGGUGCACAAGAUGGACCUGGUGCAGGAGGACCAGAGAGACCUGAUCUUUAAAGAGCGCGAGGAGGACCUGAAGAGGCUGUCUCGUCCACUGGCGUGCACCUGCUUCCGGACCUCCAUUUGGGACGAGACCCUCUACAAGGCCUGGUCCAGUAUUGUCUACCAGCUCAUCCCCAAUGUCCAGCAGCUGGAGUCCAACCUGCGCAACUUCGCCCAGAUCAUCGAGGCCGACGAGGUCCUCCUGUUUGAGAGGGCCACGUUCCUGGUGAUCUCUCACUAUCAAUGUAAGGAGCAGCGCGAUGCUCACCGCUUUGAGAAAAUAAGCAACAUCAUCAAACAGUUCAAGCUGAGCUGCAGUAAACUGGCAGCUUCCUUUCAGAGCAUGGAGGUGCGGAACUCCAACUUUGCCGCCUUCAUUGACGUCUUCACCUCCAACACGUACGUCAUGGUCAUCAUGUCUGACCCUUCCAUACCCUCAGCGGCCACCCUCAUCAACAUCCGCAACGCCAGGAAGCACUUUGAGAAGCUGGAGAGGGUAGACGGCCCCAAACACAGCCUGCACAUGCGCAUGCGCUAGAGGACACACACAGACACACACACACUUACGCACACACACUCAGGGGGCCUGUGCAUCAUGUUAGUCCCACACCUGUGGGGGGUGUCGCUGCUGCCUGCUGUCCUCUCAGCUGUGUGCGGCCGGCUUCUCCAAGACUUGUCUUCAUCAUCUUCAUCCUUGUCCUCAACUCAAUGACGAGAAGAGACACUUCAAACACUGCAGGCUUUUCCUUUUGCUUUCUCCACCCCGCUUACCAGUGCAGCCCACAGCAGAUGGAUGAGAAUGGGAUGAGAGAGAAGUUGGGGUAGCAAUGACUUUUUUUUUUUUAUAUAUAUAAAUGUGCCAUAAUGUAUGUACACACACACACACACACGCAAGCAGUGAACUACUCUCUCUUCUGCCCUGUCAGUUCACUGCGAGAUGUUUUUUUUUUUGUUCAUUUGUUUUUUAGCACUGUUUUUGCAUCCAAGUGUUUACAAAGCUCGCUACGGUAGUUGGCCAGGGACACUGAGGAUGAUUCGACAAUAAUGUCAACAAAAAAAAUCUACACAUCUGCACUCUUGUGAAAAACAUUGCACACAGUAUCUUCUUUUUUCCACAAGAGCUGUUUGUACCUCCCUAUUUAUUAUCCUUGGUGAUGGCUUAAAUAAAAAUCAAAUCAACCACAAAA
This is a messenger RNA of Alosa sapidissima (American shad), 1837 nucleotides long. It is a transcript of the gene rraga, whose product is annotated as Ras-related GTP binding A. NCBI's taxonomy places the organism in Eukaryota, Metazoa, Chordata, Actinopteri, Clupeiformes, Clupeidae. The record is from RefSeq and is a predicted model, not a curated record. Gene Ontology annotation, molecular function: GTPase activity; GTP binding. Gene Ontology annotation, cellular component: lysosome; Gtr1-Gtr2 GTPase complex; nucleus. The coding region runs from base 241 to 1188 and encodes 315 amino acids. The transcript has 12 exons. Gene Ontology annotation, biological process: regulation of autophagy; positive regulation of TOR signaling; cellular response to starvation.